This is a messenger RNA of Hibiscus syriacus, 672 nucleotides long. RefSeq lists its product as uncharacterized. Gene Ontology annotation, biological process: DNA integration. The transcript is spliced from 2 exons. The record is from RefSeq and is a predicted model, not a curated record. Lineage: Eukaryota; Viridiplantae; Streptophyta; Magnoliopsida; Malvales; Malvaceae. Gene Ontology annotation, molecular function: nucleic acid binding. Bases 1 to 672 code for a protein of 223 amino acids.
AUGGCUAAGUUAUAUAUCUUUGAGAUUCUCAUACUUUAUAGUGUUUCGUUGUCUAUCAUCUCUGACAGAAACCCGAGAUUUACUUCUAGAUUUUCGAAGGCUCUAAAUGAGGCUCUAGGUACUCAUCUGAACUUCAGUAAAACUUCUCAUCCACAGACUGAUUGUCAGUAUGAGAGAAUGGUACAAUUUUUGGAAGAUAUGCUACAGGGUUAUGUGAUUGACUUUUGUAGUAGUUGGGAGGACUUUUGGUUGUUAGUCGAGUUUUCUUACAACAAAAACUACCAGGCUAGUAUCUACAUGGAACCGUAUGAGGCUCUGUGUGGAGUAUUUCCGUGGAAUAAGGUGUUGAGGUUUAGACACAAGGGUAAGUUGAGUCCAAGUUUUAUUGGGUUGUACCGUAUUCAAAAGAGAGUCGGACAUGUCGCUUAUAAGCUUGAGUUGCCACCCCAGCUUAGCCGCAUUCAUGAUGUUUUCCAUGUAUCUAUGCUGAGGCAAUACCAUCCGGAUUCAAGUCACAUUAUUCAGAUUGAGGAUGUAGAUUUAAGACCUGAUUUGUCUUAUGAGGAGGAGCCUGUUCAGAUUUUGGAUCAGGAUAAGAGAGUUCUUAGGAACAGACGUAUCAUGAUGGUCAAAGUUCAGUGGAGUAAUCGUGGUCUCAUAGCGGCUAUGUAG